AUGCUCCUCCUAUCUUCGCAGGCAGGCAGCUUGGAGUUGGCUGCUGGCUCCCAGCCGGGUGGUGGCAAGGCAGCCAGGAGCUUCUUCGAGGGGCGCGGGCGACAGAAGGUUCUGGCGACAUCCAAGGAGGCCGUCGCCCUUUCAAAGAGGCUCAGCAGCAACCACUUGGUGGCCAUUUCGCGCUUGGGGGAGGCGCGGGCCAAGGUCUCCAAUGGCCUGCUGGACGAGGCUUCCCAGGAUCUGGAGGAGGUUCUUCCGACUUUCGAAGGAGAAGGAGACCAGAGAGCUCUGGGGGCCACGAAGCUGCUGCAGGCCAACAUCUCCAUUCUCCGCGGCAUGCCGGAGGUUGCCAUCGCCAAGGAGGCCUUGGAGUGUCUCCGGACCGGCAACAGCCACGAGCUGGCCCUGGCGCAGGCCCUGGUCGCCAAGAUGAGCCGGGCGGUGCCGCAGGCGAGGGCGGCCGCCCAACCGCAGGCACCGGCGCAGGUUCCGGGAAGCGCAGCUGGCGGCGCACCGGGCACGGGGGCAGUGGCCCCAAAGCCGGCUCAGAUCGACAAGAUGGCGCUGGCUCUGCCGGAGCGCGUGAAGUACACGCUCACUGAGCUCGUGGCCGAAGCCAUCGGCCAAGAGGGCAUGGAAGAGGACCGCACCUUGAUGGAGACGGGCAUGACCAGCAUCGCCAGCAUCAUGCUCCGUGACAAGAUCCAGGCAGAGUUUCCGGAGAUCCCGGAGAUGGAUCUUACCUUCGUCUUCGACUACCCCACUAUUCGCGAGAUGACCGGCUUCGUCCUGACGCAGCUUCCAAACGAUGCCUGA
Symbiodinium necroappetens is the source of this 816-nucleotide messenger RNA. Lineage: Eukaryota; Dinophyceae; Suessiales; Symbiodiniaceae. The record is from the annotation of a GenBank genome assembly.